UUUUGCCCCCUCCCCUACGCUACGGACCAGAAGAAGUACACGGUGGUGUGGAUAUUUGGAAAGGAUGGUGAACUUCUCCGGUAUUUGGGAAGUCGUGGAAUGGGACGACGAAAGUUUCCUCAAGUUCUUUGCCGCUAUGGGUGCUCCUGAUCCAAAUAGGUCAUUUCAGCUUUUCAAAACGGUACAGAAAUUCGAGAUUAUCGACAAAGAAGACCUAGUCAUCUUGAGGAUUCCCGACCCAGCGAGUGAAGGGGGGAAGAGAGACAUUCCGUUUAAAGUAGGAGAGGAGAGCGGUGCUGUGGGACCAGUAGGAGUUCCCAUGAAGAAAUUUACGAUCAAAGAAGGCAACAAGCUGAUAUUCCACGAGACAGCUCCGGACGGACAAAAAAACAUCACUGUUCGCGAGCUACAGGGAGACAAGAUGAUACUUACAAAGACCCACGAAGGUACCGGUGUCACUGGCCGGUGUGUUUGGAAGAGAGAGGGCGGUAAGCUAUGAGGGCGGCGGCUCUUCACGCUAAAUUUCGGAGGAUUGUCUAAUAAGCAUUAUUAGUGCCUACCCUCUUGAAAUUGAGAGAGCGCGGUACAAGAAGUUACCUGUGUGUAAAAGAACGUGCAAACAGUGCACGUCAAACAUGAUGGAAGACGAAACAGAUGUCAAACUGCU
Branchiostoma floridae (Florida lancelet) is the source of this 667-nucleotide messenger RNA. RefSeq lists its product as uncharacterized. The record is from RefSeq and is a predicted model, not a curated record. NCBI's taxonomy places the organism in Eukaryota, Metazoa, Chordata, Leptocardii, Amphioxiformes, Branchiostomatidae. The coding region runs from base 65 to 499 and encodes 144 amino acids. The transcript has 5 exons.